This is a messenger RNA of Linum tenue, 1934 nucleotides long. Lineage: Eukaryota; Viridiplantae; Streptophyta; Magnoliopsida; Malpighiales; Linaceae. The record is from the annotation of a GenBank genome assembly.
AGCAAAACAAAAUCUUUUCAGCCCUCUCUCUCUCUCUCACUCUCUCAAGUCUCAACGGUCUGCAAAUGGGGAAAGAGGCCAACGCGGCCCAAAACUCUGCCCUGUUAGAACCAAAACAAAAUAUGGUCCAGUCGCUAGAAACAACAAUAAGGCCCAAUAAGGCGAUAUCUCAAGUUUCAGGAAAGAGGAGGAAACGGGUACCGGGAAGCAAGAAGAGUGAAUAAACGGUUGACGAAGGCGGAAGAAUUGCCGGCGCAGUUGCCGGACAGAAGCUGCCGAAUCAACUCCGACAGGGAUCGGGGAGUCGACUGGAUCUCCGAGGAGCUAGAUACCGGAGGAAGUGGAAAGAGAGCCAGUUAACUCGGGAAUCAGCUGCUGCCGCCGUAGAUCGGCGAAUUCAUCGCCGUAGCUCUUGUUUUGGUUGCCUGGUACGGAGAAAGCAGGCAGCUUUUCUUCAAGGCAUCGGUUUGGAAACGGAAUCAGAGAGAAAUGGACUUCAAGCGAAGCUCCAAGUUGAAUAUCGCCAUUCUUCACCCUGACCUUGGAAUAGGUGGAGCUGAAAGGUUGAUUGUUGACGCUGCUGUUGAACUUGCAUCCCAGGGUCACAAGGUUCAUGUAUUUACAGCUCACCAUGACAAGAACAGGUGCUUUGAGGAAACUGUUGCAGGCACUUUUCCAGUUACUGUAUAUGGUUCCUUUCUUCCCCGCCAUGUGUUCUACCGGCUUCAUGCUGUAUGUGCAUACCUGAGGUGCCUCUUGGUUGCUCUUGGAAUGUUGUUCCUUUGGCCAUCUUUUGAUGUUGUACUUGUGGAUCAAGUUUCAGUUGUAAUCCCAUUGUUGAAACUCAAAAGAGCAACAAAGGUGGUGUUUUAUUGUCAUUUUCCAGACCUCUUGCUGGCUCAACACACAACCGCACUCCGAAGACUAUAUAGAAAACCUAUCGACUUCUUGGAAGAAACAACAACCGGAAUGGCAGAUAUGAUACUUGUAAAUAGCAAAUUCACUGCAUCUACUUUUGCUCGAACAUUUAAGCAUCUUCACGCACGAGGAAUUCAGCCUGCUGUUCUAUAUCCAGCUGUUAAUGUGGAGCAGUUUGAAGAACCUCAUUCUUCCAAGUUGAAUUUUCUCUCCAUCAACCGUUUUGAAAGGAAGAAGAACAUAGAAUUAGCAAUUUCUGCCUUUGCCAAGCUUCACAGCCUCGGGGAACUUGGUAAUGAUAAGCUGAGGGAUGCUUCCUUGACUAUUGCAGGCAAGUCUGUCCUUGUUUAUUUUUCUAGCGGAUACGACGAGCGUUUGAGAGAGAAUGUUGAAUACUUGGAGGAGCUUAGAAGACUAGCAGAUAGACAAGGAGUGUCCGAUCGUGUCAAGUUUGUGACGUCUUGUUCCACCGCCGAAAGAAAUGAUCUUCUCUCAGAAUGUCUAUGUGUUAUCUAUACACCUAAGGAUGAACACUUCGGCAUUGUCCCAAUCGAGGCGAUGGCAGCUCAUAAACCUGUCAUUGCAUGCAACAGUGGAGGCCCCGUCGAGUCUGUCAAGGAUGGAGUCACUGGAUUUCUCUGUGAUCCUACUGCUCAAGCAUUUUCACAAGCCAUGGCCAAAUUCCUCGAGGAUCCAGAUGUGGCGAAGAGUAUGGGACGCGAUGCCAGGCGGCAUGUGGCAGAUUCAUUCGCUACUCGGAUUUUCGGGCAGCGCCUGAAUCAAUACGUUACCAGCAUUGCUGGCACUAAGCAGGAAUGAAACUUCAAACUCUUGUUGCAUACCCAGAUAGACUUAAUACCAACAGCCUGAUUUUGCAGUUUUGUUCUCCUCCCUUGGCGGGGGUCUUGAACUCCAUACUUAGUUAAGUUCCAUUUAUCUUUUUGCUAAACUUGAUUAAGGAAAUCCAUAUACAUUUGAAAUCCACACCCACCUAAAAUUUAGGAUUUUCUCCAAAA